AUGGAUCUCGCCCUGUACAAGGAGUUUCGAGAGGAGUGCGAUGCAGCAUACCCGGAGACCGUCGAACUCGACAGCAACCCUCCGAGGCGGCGGCCGCGUGGAUUAGCCAUUUACCCACCGGACUAUGUCGCUGGGUUCUUCAUAUCUUCAGAAUGCAUUUGGAAAACCUUCCGCGUCCACCCUGACAACCUUCUGGGUCGUAUCAAUAAUUGGGCAUUGAGAGAGAAUAAGGGAGUGUAUUUCUCGGUGAUUCAGGUCACGUACUACGACUAUAUUAUCUGCUUCGCGCAUACCGUCGACGACAGGAGGGAUAUGGAGGAGUGGCGCGAGAAGAGGGAGGAGUGGUUCGACACCUUUUGCCGGGCACUCGAGUUGAACGAGAAGUCGAGAACGAUCUUGAAGAACAAUUACAAGUGGCAUCGGAUGAUUCACCUCGACUGGUCGUUCCAGAUGUCGCCGGAGGUCUCGCUGCAGCCGUCGACCGUUCGGUCUGAGACCUGAUUUUAUCUUGUUCUCAAUGCUAUUCCGAAUAUUUUGU
Coprinopsis cinerea okayama7#130 is the source of this 538-nucleotide messenger RNA. RefSeq lists its product as hypothetical. The transcript has 3 exons. Bases 1 to 501 code for a protein of 166 amino acids. The record is from RefSeq and is a predicted model, not a curated record. Lineage: Eukaryota; Fungi; Basidiomycota; Agaricomycetes; Agaricales; Psathyrellaceae.